AUGGUUCGAUCUAACAAAUCGAAGAAUCACAAGGAUCCAAGGAUGGAACCAACGAAGCGGCUGAGAGCUAAUAUGCGUGAACGUCAACGAGUGUCUCAAAUGAACGAAAUGUUCGAUGUUCUCAUCAGUCUUCUACCACCAUCGGAAUUCAGACUUCGUCUUUCAAGAGCACAGGCGUUACGAGAAGCCGCCAAGUACAUCAAUCAACUCAUCGAGCAUCUGGAGACUUCUGACGGCACUGACGCCAUCACCAAAUUCCCCCAUAUCUUCCUAGAAAAUCGUCAAUCGAAAACCGUAAACUACCGUACUCCAGUCAACAGUUCAAGUGUAACUGCAUUCAUUUCAAGACACGAUUUGCCAGAGGAACCAAAUCAGAUUUCAAUUCUGACUCCAAUCGUCCCCCAGAACCCAAUUUAUUCGUUGCCCCCGAGUACAACUUUUAUUAUUUCCGGAAGUUUCGAAUCUUAUCUUCAUGGAUAA
Messenger RNA from Caenorhabditis briggsae, 480 nucleotides. Gene Ontology annotation, biological process: developmental process; regulation of transcription by RNA polymerase II. The coding region runs from base 1 to 480 and encodes 159 amino acids. The record is from RefSeq and is a predicted model, not a curated record. The transcript is spliced from 3 exons. Gene Ontology annotation, molecular function: protein dimerization activity; DNA-binding transcription factor activity, RNA polymerase II-specific; RNA polymerase II transcription regulatory region sequence-specific DNA binding. NCBI's taxonomy places the organism in Eukaryota, Metazoa, Nematoda, Chromadorea, Rhabditida, Rhabditidae.